Molecule: messenger RNA, 726 nt
Organism: Aureobasidium melanogenum CBS 110374
Lineage: Eukaryota; Fungi; Ascomycota; Dothideomycetes; Dothideales; Saccotheciaceae
Exons: 1
Coding region: 1-726 (241 amino acids)
Biological process (GO): TRAMP-dependent tRNA surveillance pathway; U4 snRNA 3'-end processing; exonucleolytic trimming to generate mature 3'-end of 5.8S rRNA from tricistronic rRNA transcript (SSU-rRNA, 5.8S rRNA, LSU-rRNA)
Cellular component (GO): cytoplasmic exosome (RNase complex); nuclear exosome (RNase complex)
Molecular function (GO): RNA binding
Source: RefSeq, a predicted model, not a curated record
AUGUCGUCGACCGUCAUUGUCCUGCCUGGCCAGGAGCUGUCGCCAGAUCAGCUGCCUUCUCAAAACACUACUCGCACAUUGACUCUUGGUCCCGGUCUACGACACAUUCCACCAGUCACGAUCGUCGCAACUCAAGCUGGAGAACUAUGCACCGAUUCAAAGAAGAAUGCCAUCUGGAUUGAGAACCUUGGAGGCCGCUAUCUCCCUCACACCGGCGACCUUGUUGUCGCCAUGGUCCAACGCUCCUCCACCGACAUGUAUCACUGCACUCUGACGCCGCAUACUCCCUCUGUCCUGCUCGGUCAGCUCGCUUUCGAAGGCGCUACCAAGAAGACACGACCCCAGCUCAACUCCGGAGCUCUUGUAUACGCUCGUGUAUCCAAGGCAGACAAGUGGAGCGAUGUCGAGAUCGAAUGCGUCAAUCCUGCUACUGGAAAGUCGGACGGUCUUGGUCCGCUCAAGGGUGGCAUGCUGUUUGAUGUCUCGCCAGCAUUUGCCCGUCGCUUGAUGAUGGGUGCUGGAAAGGGUGGUGUUAGCCUGCUUGAAGAGAUUGGUGAGAAGGUCAGGUUCGAGGUCGCUGUUGGCAGAAAUGGAAAAGUCUGGGUCGACAGCUCAUCCAUCGCAGAGACUGUCGCUAUUGGAAGAUGCUUGACCGAAACGGAUGAGAAGGAUUUGGACCUUCAGGCACAGAAGAAGCUUGUCAACAAGUUGGUCAAGACUGUCUGA